AUGGGUAAUUACAAGUCACGUCCACCAUCUUCAUGUGCAGAUGAAUUGAAAAAAAAAAUUAGUGAAGGUUAUGCGGUAGUACGAUCAAGACUUAAUGAUGAUAUCAAACCACGUUUUGAUGCUUGGAAUGUGCUACAGAAUGCAUGCUUUCAAGGUACAUUGAAAACAAUGGAAGAAUCAUUGAAAGGUUUGAAAAAUCUGGAUGAACGUACCGAAGACCAUCAAUUGUCAUUGCUACAUCUCAUUUGCGCUGGACAUUCGGAGCAGCAACCUGAAAAAGUUGCCAUUCUAUUUGAAGCAUGUGGUGAUGAUGAGAUGAAAAAAGAAUUACUCCUCAAAUAUCUUUCUAAGAAUGGCUUUUCUGCUCUUCAUUUCGCCGUCUAUAAGGAUGAAAUAGAAACAGUGGAAAAACUGCUGACAGCUGGAGCAGACGUUGAUUUUGCGGGUCGCAACAAAUUACCACCUCUCCAUUUGGCCGUAAUGUGUGGUAAUGCUGAGAUGGUGGAAAAGCUGAUCGACCGAGGCGCUUCGUUACAAAUUGCUGACUUUGUAAAUUUCACUCCACUUCAUUGCGCCACUUAUUUUGCUCAUGAAAAGAUAGUACGCUUACUAAUGAAACGUGGUGCUGAUCCAAAUGCUUGUGGUGGUGUACGAGAUCGACCGCUGCAUCUGGCCAGCAAUAAAGGACAGAUUAGUAUUGUUUCUGCACUUCUGGAAGCGGAUGCAGAUCCAACCCUAGCUGAUGAUGAAGGUAAUACGUCGUUACAUUUCGCUGCAAAAACAGGUCACGUUGGAAUCAUCGAUUUAUUACUCCUAAAAAUUGGUACUGGUCAUCAGGAAUUAGCUUUGAAAACCAAUGUUUAUGGUGAUACACCGCUUCAUGCAGCUUGUUAUGCAGGACGUUUGGAUGCAGUGAAACGGUUGUUAGAUUUUGCUGGAUCGAUUACUUUGAAUAUGGAAAAUGUUUUCUCCGAAACACCUCUACAUGCAGCUUGUACCAAUGGCAGGAAUUUGGAAUUGGUGGCUUUUUUAUUGAAACAACCUGGUGUAGACGCCAAUUUUCAAGGGCAGGAUGGUCAUACUGCCCUGCACAGCGCAUGUUAUCAUGGGCAUUUACGAUUUGUACAAUUUCUUUUGGAUAAUGGUGCAGAUCAGUCAUUGACUGCUCGAGCUGUUGAUUAUUCGCUCUUACCAAGCGGAACAUUAAGUGGCAACUGCUUAUUUUUUGAGAACAAGAGAUACGGCAUCACACCAGUAUCGUCAACUGUAGCUCAAACGAUGCUUGCGUUAUCCAAAGAAUCCGGUAGUUCAGUUGGUGGUGGUGGUAGUUCAACCAUUUCAUCUGCUAGCCUCAAUGAUGAUCAACAGCAAACACCUAUUAUUUGGGCAUAUGAAAAGGGUCACGAUCAGAUCGUCGCCUUACUCAAACAUUAUGCAAACAAACGUCCAGAUUCUGAUGUUUGCUCAGAAUACAGUUCUGGCGAAAGCAGUUAUACACCACUGCCCAGUCCUCUUGGUCGCUUGCGCUCAGUGACUAAAGAAAAAGCUGAAAUAUUGCAAUUGAGAGCUUCACUGUGCAGUCAGUUUCAUCUUUCGUUAACAGACGUCGAUUUUCAGGAAGCUAUCGGUAGUGGUUCAUUCGGGAAAGUUUACAAGGGUACGUACCGCGGCAAAAUAGUAGCCAUCAAAAGAUAUCGUGCAGUGGCAUUUGGUUCCAAGAGUGAAGUUGAUAUGUUCUGUCGCGAAGUAUCAAUUCUGAGUAAACUCCAACAUCCGAAUGUGAUUAAUUUUGUUGGUGCAUGCUUGGAUGACCCAAGCCAAUUUGCAAUAAUCACAGAAUUUCUUGUUAAUGGAUCCUUAUUUUCCUUACUACAUGAACAGAAACGGGUUCUGGAAAUGGCUUUGCGUCUAAAUAUAGGGAUUGAUGUUGCACGUGGAAUGCGAUACCUGCAUGAGCUGGCUAAACGACCGGUGAUCCAUCGAGAUCUCAAUUCUCAUAAUAUUCUUCUUCAUGAGGAUGGCCACGCUGUGGUAGCGGAUUUUGGUGAAUCACGCUUUAUGGCACAAUACGACGAUGAAAAUAUGACCAAACAACCGGGAAAUCUUCGCUGGAUGGCACCUGAAAUUUUCACUCAAUGUGGCCGGUAUGAUCGAAAAGCCGAUGUAUUCAGUUAUGCUUUGUGCAUUUGGGAGCUUCAUGCUGCAGAACUACCGUUCGCUCACUUGAAACCUGCUGCUGCUGCAGCUGAGAUGGCUUAUAAACGAGGUCGUCCACCCUUACCUCCACAUCCAACUGUUCAAUUCCCGGCGCAUAUUUUGUAUAUGAUAACAUCAGCAUGGCAUCAUGACCCAAAAUCUAGACCCGCUUUUGCGGAUAUUUUACCAAACAUCGAAAAGUAUGCGUCACCAGUUAAACCACCUAAUGGAGUAUCUCCCAGUAAUGGUACAACAGAUUGCGGAUUGUUAUCUGUUUCGAAACUCAAGAAUCAUUGGGAACGUAAAGGAAUACCACAAGAGUCAACACAACAUUCUACUGCUAGCACAUUUUCAAAUUCAAACAAUGGCAUAGCUUCAUCUUCCUCCACAUCAUCGAUUUUAUCAUCAAUAUCAUCGUCAACCAAAGCUGUUGAUGAACUUCGACAACGGCUAGAUCGUAAUGGAUAUGUUUUACAACCAAUUAUCACUGUUGAUAAUGCUUCCAUAUCGUGA
This is a messenger RNA of Loa loa (African eye worm), 2709 nucleotides long. RefSeq names its product TKL/MLK/HH498 protein kinase. The transcript has 20 exons. Gene Ontology annotation, molecular function: ATP binding; protein kinase activity; protein binding. NCBI's taxonomy places the organism in Eukaryota, Metazoa, Nematoda, Chromadorea, Rhabditida, Onchocercidae. Gene Ontology annotation, biological process: protein phosphorylation. Bases 1 to 2709 code for a protein of 902 amino acids. The record is from RefSeq and is a predicted model, not a curated record.